Juglans regia (Persian walnut) is the source of this 1439-nucleotide messenger RNA. Its product is annotated as protein SRG1-like. The transcript is spliced from 4 exons. NCBI's taxonomy places the organism in Eukaryota, Viridiplantae, Streptophyta, Magnoliopsida, Fagales, Juglandaceae. The record is from RefSeq and is a predicted model, not a curated record. The coding region runs from base 87 to 1187 and encodes 366 amino acids.
CUUGCGUCGUCAACUCAAAAUUGUCAGUAUUUGGGAAGCUAGAAAUAACGAAGGGCCCGGUUUUGCUCUUCCUCAGGAAGGCCUCCAUGGAGACAGAAACAGAAGUACAAGUUAACUUCGGAAAAUCCAUCAUAGUACCUAGUGUUCAGGAGCUGGCCAAGGAACCCAUCUCCAACAUCCCACCUAUCUAUGUCCGAGAUGAUCAGGACCUUUCGUUCCUCUCCUCUGAGUCAUCACUUCCAUCGGUGCCGGUCAUCGAUCUUGAGAGGUUGGUUGUUGAAGAUUCCUCCAGUUCUGAAUUGGAGAGGCUGCACUCUGCUUGUAAGGACUGGGGAUUCUUCCAGCAGGUUGUAAACCAUGGAGUCAGUAGUUCCUUGCUGGAAGAAUUCAGAACAGAAAUUGAGAACUUUUUCAAACUUCCCUAUGAAGAGAAAAAGAAGCUUUGGCAACAGGCAGACAAUCAUGAGGGCUUUGGGCAGCUCUUUGUAGUUUCAGAGGAUCAGAAGCUGGACUGGUCUGACAUGUUCUAUAUAACUACUCUUCCACUCAAUCUGAGAAAGAGUGACCUAUUUGAAAAGCUUCCCCCAAAGCUCAGAAACACCUUGCAAGCUUACUCUAUAGAAGUGAAAAAUCUGGCCAUGGAAAUCUUAGGUCACAUGGCCAAAUCUUUGAAGAUGGAUGCUGAGGAAAUGAGGGAGCUGUUUAGUGAUGGAGUUCAGUCUAUGAGGAUGAACUACUAUCCUCCAUGCCCUGAACCAGAUAAAGCCAUUGGGUUUACUCCACAUUCGGAUGCAGAUGCUCUAACAAUUCUCUCUCAGCUCACUGAAACCGAAGGUCUCCAAAUCCGAAAGGAUGGAAGAUGGGUUCCAGUAAAACCUCUUCAAAAUGCUUUUGUAGUCAAUAUUGGAGAUAUCAUGGAGAUUGUGAGUAAUGGCAUUUAUCGGAGCAUCGAGCAUAGGGCAACAGUAAACUCCUCAAAAGAAAGGCUCUCCAUUGCUACAUUUUAUAGUUCCAAGCUAGAUUCAGAGUUGGGACCUGCACCUAGCCUUGUUGGCCCUCAUAACCCAGCAAAUUUUCGACGGGUUCCAGUGGAGAAGUAUUUUAAGGACUUUUUUGAUCGAAAACUAAACGGUAAGUCAUACCUUGAUUUCAUGAGAAUAGAUAAUGGGGAAGGCAACAGAUGCUGAUUCGCUGAAUAUGCAUUAGCUAAAUAAAGCAGGAGUUGAGUAGCCACAAAGGUGAUAGAUUGUGCAAGAAUUUAGCUCUGGAUGUUGCAGUGAAUUUCAGUGAUGUUAAUGAUCAUAAUUUAUACCUUGUUGAAUAGGAAUAAGGAAUGAUCUUCCAUGCCAGUAACUGGAACUAGGAUUUUUUUUUUUCUUUCUUAAAAAGAAAAGAGAAAAGAAUGUCGAGUAACUAUUUAUACAUUGUUGAAUAGGAAU